GCUCAGAAGAUCUUGGAGGCCAAAGCCCAUGAAAUGGAAUUGCGGGUGCAGAGACGUAACCAGCUGAUGAUCCGCAUUCUGAUGAUGCCCGUCCGAGCAGUUACCUACAUUGGCUCAUGCUUCCUCGCCUCGCCUAUGGCGCGACAGAUAUGGCUUUAUGCUACGCUGCUGGUUUGUCUCUUCGAGUUGUGGAGUUGUGCGCUGUUCUGGGCUUUCUCGCGAGAUCCGAACAAGCUUUAUGUGUUGGAGAUGCUCCUCCACUUGGAUCACUGGGCGAACGCAUGGUUCCUGGUGGAUGCCUUGCUGCAAGCAUUGGACAAGAUACGAGGUGGCGAGGUUCAAGAGCCCAGCGAUGGCAACUCGAUCAUGAGGAAGGUGGAUCGACAGCAGCAGCUGACACAGAAAGCAAGGACUUUGUUCACACGACUGCCUGGGUUCUCGUCCUGCAGCUCCGAAUUCUUGCUUAAAAUCGUCGACGUCGGAUCGGUGGUCUCCAAGAAGAAGGGGGAGGUGCUCUACUCUGAACACGAUGACAACACGAGCUUGUUCUUGAUCCUGGAGGGAGAAGUGAUCUUCCGCGACGGUAGCCGCGUGACAUACAUUCGUGAGGGGGGGACUCUGGGCGAGUUCAAGGUCUUUGACCUCGAGCAGGCCAACACGGAACAGCGAGUGGAGGUCGUCACGGACUGCGAGGUGUUCGAACUCCCUGAGGCGGCCAUGAAGAGGUUCUUGGAAUACUCUCCUGCAGACAGAAGCAUUCUGACAGAGUUCUACAAGGCCAAGCUCCAAGAGCUGGAGACUGAUGAUGUGCGCAGUUGCAGGAGAUCGAUGAUAAAGCUGUUCCGAUCCAUCGCCAAGUUCUUCACAAGUGGGGUGCAGAAAGCAAGGGCCAUUUGGCUCCAAGCCGUCUUCGCUGUGUUGCUCAUCGUGGUUGGAAGCUUUGCACAUGGGCUGGUCCUUUCGAGGCUACGAGAAAUGGAGGGGGAGGCCAACAAGGACCGGUGCCCACAUGACACGGAACAGCUUUGGAUUCUUUGGAUCUCCGGCUUCUGCAGUGAAGCACCGCACCACGAAAGCACACUUGUAUGUGACUGUGAUGUUCCCUGUUCUUAUUGUUGGCACGACCGAUGA
This is a messenger RNA of Symbiodinium sp. CCMP2456, 1131 nucleotides long. The record is from the annotation of a GenBank genome assembly. Lineage: Eukaryota; Dinophyceae; Suessiales; Symbiodiniaceae.